CAGCUCUCAAAAUAAUUCUUUUUGCUAGAAACUUUCAGUCUUUUACUCUCUCCUAUUUGUUAUUGUUGUUUCACCCAUUGUUUAGAUAUACCGUGCGUGUUGCUAAUUCUGCUACCCUGGCGAUUUCGACUUGUUUUUAGUCAUUCAAGUGAAAUCGGGAAGGAAAUUGAUUGAAAUAACUGAUGUUUUGAACGAGAAAUAUUCAAAAUAUACAUAUUUGUUUGUGUUAUUUAAAUUUUUAUUUGGAGAUAUGUAAGGGAACAACCGUGUUAUAACUUAAAUGAAAAAUGUCAAAAAAUCCAUACCAAAAUAUUUUAACAUUCCAUAAUGUUUCCGCAAGUACAACUCGAAAUAGAAUGACAACACCAAAAUGUGGUUCAAGUCUAAAUUCAAACUAACAGUAUUAUUAUUUAUAACAAUUCUAAAAGAAAUAACUGGUGAAAGAGAAUGCCCACCACAAGAAGCCAUAUUGCCUUGCAGAUGCCUUGUCAGAGGCAAAGAAUAUCAAAUAUGGUGUUCUCACAGCAAUUUAGCCAGUGUUCUAGAAGGUCUAAAAUCUAUUGGAGAACACAUAACGACUCCAAUUGACGAAUUAAUCUUAGAAAAUAACUACUUACCUUCUCUACCAGGUCGUUCUUUUGCAUCCUUAAAAAUCCUGCGUCUCAUGUUGAGAUACAAUACUUUAGAAAGAGUGUCUAAUGAUUGGUUAGCUGGUCUGGAAACAAGCUUAAUGGAACUAUUUAUAGUAGAGCCUAAGCUUAACAGCCUACCACAGAUGUCCAUUGAGCCAUUAAAAAAUUUAAAAGCUGUAACUUUAAGAUCUAAAUUGUUAAAAAGAUUGCCCCUGUUUUCAGGCUUACCACUUCUAAGAUACGUACAAAUUGAAUCGUCUUCACUCAUUGAGAUAACUCCAUCUAAUUUUAAAGAUACUCCUUCUUUGGAAAAAAUUCAUAUUCAGUUCUGUCCUAGACUAAAUAGGCUCGAGGCUAAUCUAUUUGAAAACUUACCUAAAUUAGAUCUCAUAAACAUAACUCACUGUGGUCUAAACUGGAUACAUCCCAGGACAUUCAGUAGACUGCCUGCUUUAAAAGAACUUUCUUUAAUUGGAAAUAAAAUUACUGAUCCUGGUAUGAUUGGAAGAGCAAGUAGGGAGCUACCUGAGCUAGAAAUUCUCAGGCUCGAUUUUAAUUAUAUUGGAACGUUAAACGAGGCUACUUUUGUAGACAUGCCUGCUGUAAAGAAUAUUCAUUUAUCAAAUAAUGUUAUUGGUGAAAUAAGAAAGGGGGCGUUUCAUAGGUUAACUUCUCUAAAAACCUUAGAUUUAAGCAAAAACAUGUUAAGAAGAAUUCAAAGGCAAAGUUUUUUGCAACCUAUUUCUUUAGAGGAGCUCAAUUUGAAACACAAUGAUAUAACCGACGUGAUCCAAUUCAGAUCCGUUUUAGAAGAUUUGCCAAAACUGGUCUAUCUAGAUCUGAGCUACAAUAAAUUAGACUCAAUACCAUUUGGUUCAUUGAUAGGUCAUUCUACUUUGGAGCAAUUGAACUUAGGCUACAAUAGAUUGCAUCAUGUAGAUAAAGAAGCUUUUAUACUUAUGCCAGCUUUAAGGGAACUUACUUUAACGAAUAAUUCGGUCAUUGAUAAUAUAAGAGUACCUUUUUGGAAUCUACCAGCACUGAAAGGAUUAGAUAUAUCCAAGAACUACCUUAGAAGACUAGAACAUAGCUUUUUAGAUAAUAUAGGAAUGCUGAGAAAAGCCGAUUUAAGUUUAAAUCAUUUAAGCUUUAUAGACCCAGAAUCAUUUUUAGCAACACCACUUCUGGAACACAUCAAUAUAUCCUCGAAUAGUCUAAAAAUGCUACAUCCUGCUACAUUUAGACAUUUAACGCAAUUAUAUGAACUAGAUGUUAGUAGAAAUUACUUAAAAAAUCUUGUACCUGGUUUACCAGGUAAUAUUGAACAUCUACAUUUACGUCAAAAUGAGAUUACUAAAAUUUCUGCUGAAGAUUUACUUUUACCAUCUCUAAGGUUAUUAGAUUUAAGUCAAAAUAGAAUCCAAAGUCUGGAGGAGGGGCAUUUAAGAUCUCUCGGCCGGUUGAGAAAAUUGUAUUUGAAAUCUAACUUUCUACGACAUUUGGCAGAACGGUCCUUGGAUGGAUUGUUGCAAUUAGAAAUUUUGGACAUUAGUGACAAUCGUCUGUCCGAAAUAAAUCCCAUUUCGAUGAGGUCCAUAAGUGAAUUGAAGACGUUAAAUAUAGCCAACAACGAGCUAACCUUGAUAGGCCCAGCUUUGUUGAACAAUGCUAAAAAUUUACGGAAAUUUAACGCCAGUCAAAAUCAGUUAGCCGAAAUUUUACCCGGUACUUUCGAUGCUAAUCUUAGUAUUGAAGAAAUCGAUCUAUCCAAAAAUCUUUUGGUACAAUUUCCAGAAACUAUCUAUGGUUUGGCAAAACUAAAACGGCUUGAUUUAAGCCGAAACAGACUUAAAAGCCUCAACGCUACUAUCAUAUCUAGUCUAGUCAACUUAAGAGAAAUAAAACUAAGCAAAAAUUUUAUUCAAAUUUUAGAAGCCGACACUUUUAAUCAUUUAAAAUACCUUAAAACGAUAUUUUUAGAUGAUAACGAUAUAAUGCUAAUAGAAUCAAAUGCAAUAAAAAUGUUACCAGUGCUGAAAUUAAUAAAACUUGACAAAAAUAAGAUUGAGCAACUUCCAACUCACGCAUUUAAUACUCUAUUGUCACUUCAAAAUAUAGAGUUACAAGAAAAUAAUUUAAGAUAUAUGGAUACUCAGGCUUUUCAUCUGGUACCUCAGCUCUUAACUCUAAAUUUAAGCUACAACGAAAUAUUUAAAAUGGAAGACGUUGGUUUAAAAAAUCUAAGAUCCCUAGAACUCCUGGAUAUGAGUUUCAAUAAAAUUACAACAAUGAGUCCAAAUUUGGAUGACCUUGAGUGGCUGGUUGAGCUGAGAUUAAAGAACAAUUUCAUAUGCGAAGUAGAAGAAGGCGUUUUUGGAAAUAUGCCUAGGUUAAAAGUGUUGGAUUUGCGAAAUAACAAGUUGGUGAGUUUUCCUGAAGUUGCAGUAGAAAGACUGAGAGAAAAUACUGCUCAGUUAGAUGUUACAGGCAAUCCAUUAGAUUGUUCUUGUGACAUGUUAUGGCUCAAAUCUUGGCUCAGAGAAGCUUCACAAACUAGUCCAAGAUGUUCAGAUGGGACCCUUCUCAGAGAAAUGCCUUUAUCGCCCCGUGACUGUCCUACAGAAAGGCAAAGAGACAGAUCAUUUACAGGCUGUAAUACUGAACUUCUCAACGCACCAAAUUUUCAAAAUCCUCAACUGCUAUCAAAAUACGCCACUUUGAGAAACUUUAGUCUAAAUGGGAAAAACAAUGUAGCACCUAAUCCUCAAGAAUCUGAAUAUUUUUAUGAUGAUUAUAUUGAUUAUCCUUUUAAUGCCACCGUUGUGGAUCCCAGUGGAUAUUUAACGGAGAAAAUUAAGAAUAAGGACAAUUUUAAAAAUGCCGAGAAGAUUCCUAUUAUUACAAAACAAGCUGGAGGCAAUGCAACUGGUAACACUCCUGUACUAUAUGCGGCAUCAUCAAAGAAGCAAAAACCAGAUAUACCAGCGAAAGUAACACAUUCCCCAAGUACAAGUGGUUUCACUUUUUUCGGUAUUCCCCUUCCUCCUCUUAAUUUAAACAAUAUUUUUGGAAAAAAAGGCGACCAGCCUUCCGUGCAACAAGCUGAAAGAAAAACUGCCAUUAUGAAUAACCCCAGAAAGGACAAAAGACAGCCAACUCCGAAAGCGGGAGAAAGAAAACCUACACUACAGUUUCAAGUAGGAAGACUUCAACCUCCUCCUCCUCCAAUAGAUUUAGAAAGGGAAAGACUUCGGCCUCAUUCUAUGCCAGCGUUGGAAGGAGGUUUUAUGCCGAUUUUACCAGGAUAUGGUGGAUUUAAACCGAUUCCAGAUCCUAGUUUAUUGAUUACUAGUACAAUUUCUACGACUAUUGUUAACCAUAAACUGUCAGAAGAAAACAUACAGAUACCUUUUAAAGAAAAACCUCCCGAAGAACAAAUUGUACACCCAGCAACUGUUAUCCAAACAGAAAAUACUCUAGAUAAGAAGAAUUUUAAUUUAGAAUUGGUAUCAAACAAAAGCUCUCUGAGCAUUUCAGCUGACUCAACCUCUGUGAUUAACAAUAGGAAUAAGAAAAGUCAACUGGUAGAUGGCGGUGUUAAAAUUAAUGAAACAAAAUUGGAGAGCAUUGAAAAUAUUCAAUUUUUCAAUAAAAGCGAAUUGCAUCACGUAGAAGAAUAUCCAAUAAAAAAAUCGCCAGCUACAUUAGAAAAGAAGAUUUCAACACCCAAACCAAUAGUUCCAACCGAAGAAACUACCAAUUUUCCUGAACCAACGACUUCAACGACUACAACGACUUUACGACCAAAUAUAGAAGAAAACACUACAAAGAAAAAGGUGGUGCCCACUAGCCCAAUCUCUCAAUUGGAAUCCGAUGUUAAAGAACCCGAAUUGUCUGGAACGGAAACACAAAUUAAAGUUGCCGAAGAAAAACUGUCGACUACAACUGUUCAAUCAAAAAUUGUAACAGAAGAGACUAAAAUUGAAGCUAACAGUCUUCAAAAUUCUUCCGCAGGUUCUUUACUUUCCACCUUACUUGUUCCCGGCGGUAAUCAAGCAUACUUCAAGCCAACUGCAAAAUCAAAAAUAACAAGAGUAUCCUCCCCACACGGUGGCGGUUCUAGUGCAGCCGCUCCACAUGGUGCUGGUUCUAGUGCUCCGUUACUUUCAAGCUUAGAAGUAUCCGAUACCAUAGAUUAUCCUCCAAAUAUAGAAAAACUAUCUCUAGAGGAAGUUAUAAUGACUUCGACUGAGGAAAAUAAAAACGAUUGGUAUUUCCAGAAUUAUAAUAAGCAGAAUUUGGAACCAUUUGUAGCGAAAAUUAUCAACGAUAAUUCCGGAUACGGGAUUGUGGGAAAUAAAUUUGUGGUAGGGGUGUUGGGUAUUUUUGUUAUGGUGUAUGGUUAAUAGUUACCAAAUAUAUAACUGUAAGUUA
Molecule: messenger RNA, 5066 nt
Organism: Psylliodes chrysocephalus
Lineage: Eukaryota; Metazoa; Arthropoda; Insecta; Coleoptera; Chrysomelidae
Source: the annotation of a GenBank genome assembly